Messenger RNA from Cladophialophora immunda, 5730 nucleotides. RefSeq lists its product as uncharacterized. Gene Ontology annotation, molecular function: ABC-type transporter activity; ATP hydrolysis activity; ATP binding. NCBI's taxonomy places the organism in Eukaryota, Fungi, Ascomycota, Eurotiomycetes, Chaetothyriales, Herpotrichiellaceae. Gene Ontology annotation, biological process: transmembrane transport. Gene Ontology annotation, cellular component: membrane. Bases 318 to 5129 code for a protein of 1603 amino acids. The record is from RefSeq and is a predicted model, not a curated record. The transcript has 7 exons.
CCGAAAUCCGACACAGGGCAGGAAAAAAAUAACUGUCUCUACCACAAAACAACAACAUCCAUCCUCCGUGAUACCACUGUGCAUUUGUCUGCUGCAUCCUUCCACCGUCUUCUCGGUCGUUCCCUUUCCCUUCCCUAUUAAUCUCACCGGUUUCCUUGUUCUCUUCUGCCUGAUUGUUGGGGUUAUAUGAGCAUUGGGAUUUCUUGGGCCCUACGCCACCACCACCGACUGCCACCUCCCAACUUCACCCGUCUCUUCCCUCGAACCGCUUCCCCCAUUAUUGUUAUUGUCCAUGCCUUGACACAGUCCCGCGAAUCAUGACGACUCCUCUCGUCGGCAACAUCACGACAAACUACGAUCGAAGUCGUCGAAUGUCCGGUGCCUCUCCCGACAACCAGGCCACGGACUUCCCUUAUCUGGACCGAUCAAUGUCUUCAGGUGGUGGUGCCGUAAUCGACGAGAGCCAGGAUGCCAACAGGGAAAUUCAAAACCUCGCCCGCCAAUAUUCCCGCGUCUCGACCACUGCGGAGCCUGGAUACCAACCGUUCGAUGAAGCGAGCGCCGGUACCGAGAUUGAUCCCAACUCGGACAACUUCAAUGGCAGGGCCUGGACAAAGGCCAUGCUGAGGCUCCAGAAGCAAUCCGGCCAGAAUGUCGGUCGCACUGCGGGUUUCGCCUUUCGCAACCUCUCGGCCUUUGGCUACACCAAGGGCAGUGACUUCCAGAAGACGGUCGACAAUUAUCCUCUGGCCCUGAUGGACAUGCUGCGAGGCAUCUUCGGCCACAAAGGCCAACGCGUCGAUAUUCUACGCAAUUUCGAAGGUGUGGUGCAGCCGGGCGAAAUGCUCGUCGUCCUAGGACCUCCUGGCUCGGGUUGUUCUACCUUCCUCAAGACCAUUACGGGCGAGACGCACGGCUUCAACCUCAGCGACGAUUCCUAUAUCAACUACCAGGGCAUUAGCUACAAGCAGAUGCACAAUGACUUCAAGGGUGAAGCCAUCUACACGGCCGAACAGGACGUCCAUUUCCCCAUGUUGACGGUCGGCGACACGUUGCUCUUUGCGGCUCGGGCGCGAACACCGCAGAAUAUGAAACUGCCCCCAGGCGUGACCAAGGCAAUGUACGCAGCUCACCUACGGGAUGUGGUCAUGGCCGUCUUUGGCAUCAAGCACACCAUCAAUACCAAAGUCGGCAAUGACUUUGUCAGAGGUGUCAGUGGUGGUGAAAGAAAGAGAGUGUCCAUCGCUGAGGCAACAUUGAGUAAUGCUCCUCUCCAGUGUUGGGAUAACAGCACGCGAGGUCUGGAUUCAGCCAACGCCAUCGAAUUCUGCAAGACCCUCCGGACCUCGACCGACUUGAAUGAUACCACUGCGGCUGUGGCCAUCUACCAGUCGCCACAAAGUGCCUACGACUUUUUCGACAAGGUCCUUGUUCUCUAUCAGGGUCGUCAGAUCUUUUUCGGUCGCACUACCGAAGCCCAGAAGUACUUUGAAGAUAUGGGCUUCGAAUGCGCCAAACGCCAGACCGUCCCGGAUUUCCUGACCUCCAUGACCAACCCGAUUGAACGCCUUGUCAAGAAAGGAUUCGAGUCGCAGGUGCCUCGCACACCAGACGAGUUCGCCGAACGAUGGCAAAACAGCGAAGCGCGACAGAGAAUGUUGCAGGAACUGGAUGCUUUCGAAAAUGCCAAUCCGAUUGGUGGUCCCAACCUGGAAGCCUUCAAGCAAUCUCGUCGUAUCCAACAGUCCAAAGCUCAAAGGAAGUCUUCUCCGUACACCUUGUCCUACGGGGGCCAAAUCAGAUUGUGUCUGUGGCGAGGCUUCAAGCGACUCAUGGACGACCCUGCCAUUACCCUCACACAGCUUUUUGCCAACUGUAUCAACGCUCUUGUGGUUUCUUCCUUGUUCUACAACCUACCAGCCGAUACCGACUCACUCCGAUCUAGAAGCUCCCUCAUCUUCUUCGCGGUCUUGCUCAACGCGUUUGGUAGCGCUCUUGAAAUUCUCACACUCUACGCACAGCGCCCGAUUGUGGAAAAGCAUCAACGUUAUGCACUUUACCACCCGUCGGCCGAGGCCUUUGCAUCAAUGCUCACAGACGUCCCCUCAAAGACUCUCAACGCCAUCGGCUUCAAUUUGAUCCUCUACUUUAUGACCAACCUUCGACGGACACCUGGUGCCUUCUUUUUCUUCUUGUUCACCUCUUACAUCCUGACCUUUACCAUGAGCAUGUUGUUCCGCUUCAUCGCGUCUGUAUCGAGAUCGCUCGUGGAAGCUUUGGUCCCGACAGCUGUCUUGAUGAUCGCCAUUGUUGUGUACACGGGUUUUGUUAUUCCUGUGGACUAUAUGCAUGGGUGGGCACGCUGGAUGAACUACAUCAACCCGACAGCAUAUGGGUUUGAAAGUCUGAUGGUGAAUGAGUUCCACAAUCGUGACUAUCCGUGUUCGACCUUCGUCCCUCCGGCGCCUCAGUUUGGAAAUGGCUCGACCACGUCCCAAAUCUGCACAGUCGUCGGAUCCGUGGCUGGCCGAACCUUCGUCGAUGGCGACGCUUACAUCAACAUCUCCUACAAAUACUUUGCGGGCCACAAAUGGCGGAACAUUGGCAUCUUAUUCGUGUUCAUGAUCGGACUCUGUGUGAUGUACUUGGCUGCAACCGAGACCGUGACCGCCAAGAAGUCCAAGGGUGAAGUGCUACUCUUCCGACGAGGCCACAAACCGGCAUUCUUGAAAGAGCAAAUGUCUGAUAUGGAGUCGGGAGGCUCCGACCCGAACCUCGUUGCUCUCGAAAGGAGGCAGACAAAGGAUGAACAAUUGACGCGACAAGUCAGUGCGGUGAUUCAGAAGCAGACUGCCAUCUUUCAAUGGAAGGACGUCUGUUACGACAUCAAGAUCAAAGGCCAACCGCGUCGGAUUCUUGAUCAUGUUGACGGUUGGGUCAAACCAGGAACCAUGACAGCUCUGAUGGGUGUUUCGGGUGCCGGCAAGACCACUUUGCUCGACUGUCUCGCAACACGUGUGACAAUGGGUGUUAUCACUGGCGAAAUGCUGGUCGAUGGACGACAGCGCGACGAGUCCUUCCAGAGAAAGACAGGUUAUGUGCAACAGCAGGAUUUGCAUCUCGAGACAAGUACCGUACGAGAAGCUUUACGUUUUAGCGCCCUCUUACGACAACCGAGAGACACGCCGCGACAAGAAAAGAUCGCCUACGUCGAAGAGGUUAUCAAAUUGCUGGACAUGCAGGAGUACGCCGACGCUGUAGUUGGAGUUCCAGGUGAAGGUCUCAACGUGGAGCAGCGGAAGCGGUUGACGAUCGGAGUAGAGCUCGCUGCUCGGCCUCAACUCCUUCUCUUCCUUGACGAGCCUACGUCCGGUCUUGAUUCGCAGACUUCCUGGUCCAUUUUGAAUCUUCUCGAGAAGCUCACAAAAGCUGGCCAAGCUAUCCUCUGCACCAUUCAUCAACCCUCCGCUAUUCUAUUUCAGAGAUUUGACCGACUCCUGUUCCUUGCGGCCGGUGGCAAGACUGUGUACUUUGGUCCGGUGGGCAAGGACUCCCAUAUCCUGAUUGACUAUUUCCAUAGAAACGGCGCUCAUGACUGCCCUCCUGGCGCCAACCCUGCCGAAUAUAUGCUCGAGGCCAUUGGUGCAGCGCCCGGAUCUCAUUCCGAUAUCGACUGGUUCCAGGUCUGGCGCAGCUCACCAGAAUACCAGGAGGUGCAGCGAGAAUUGGAAGAGAUGAAAGUUGAACGAUCUCAAAUGGUGGCUCCAACCUCGGCGAACAAGGCAGAUUACUUCGAGUUUGCCGCGCCUUUCACACUCCAAUUCUGGGAAACGCAGAAACGGGUUUUCGAACAGUAUUGGCGAACCCCGGAGUAUGUCUACUCCAAGCUCCUGCUGUGCUGCCUGACGGGUCUAUUCAUCGGUUUCUCGCUCUUCAAGGCCCCGAAUACUCAACAAGGGCUUCAAAACCAGCUCUUUGGCAUCUUCAUGCUGUUGGUCCUGUUCUCGCAGCUUGUGCAGCAAAUCAUGCCUCUCUUCGUCACACAGCGCAGCCUGUAUGAAGUACGUGAGCGACCUUCAAAGACCUACUCAUGGAAGGCAUUUAUGCUAUCGAACAUCCUGGUCGAGCUCCCUUGGGCAACCCUGGGAGCUGUGAUCUUGUUCUUCUGUUGGUAUUAUCCCAUUGGACUAUACCGAAAUGCAGAAUACACCGACUCCGUGGCUUCACGUGGGGCAACGCAGUUCUUGUUUGUGUUGGAGUUUAUCCUGUUCAGCAGCACCUUCGCGCACAUGAUGAUUGCAGGCAUUGCAACAGCAGAGACGGCCUCCAAUAUCGCAAACGUUCUGUUCUCGCUCUGUCUUCUGUUCAAUGGUGUCUUGGUCGGCCCCAAGGCGAUGCCUGGGUUCUGGAUCUUCAUGUACCGAGUGAGCCCCUUUACGUAUCUAGUCGAAGGGCUCUUGAGCGUGGGAAUCGCACACGCACCGGUUGUCUGUGCAGCCAAUGAAUACCUCCAUCUCACCGCGCCGGCCGGCCAAACCUGCGGCGAGUAUCUCGGCCCCUUCAUCAAGCAAGCGGGCGGCUACCUCCUGGACUCGAACACCACGCAGUGCCAAUUCUGCACCGUCAACAGCACCGACACCUUUUUGUCACUGGUGAGCAUCUCGUUCUCGCACAGAUGGCGCGACUUCGGCAUUUUGUUCGUGUACAUUGCGUUCAACGUGUUCGCGGCGGUGACUAUCUACUGGUUGGCCCGGGUGCCCAAGGGCAAGAAAUACGCCGGCGGCAAGGACGCGGACAAGAGCAAGGCGCUGUUCAAGACCCUGAGCAACGCGAGCCAGGGACAGCACCAGCAGCCGGCAGCCGGCGGGAACUACGAGAAGAGUCCCGCCGUGCUCGGAGCGUCGUCGGAGAAGGACCGUCGCACGACGACUCCAUCGACGGACGACGACUCGAGCUCUGAGAGCGAUCGGUCGAUUCGGGAGAAAGACCCAGAGAAGAGAGAGGCCGUCAACGUGCAAGAAGCGGAGAAACCACACCAGCCUAGCCAGAACGAAGUCGCCGCCGCCGCCACCUCCGCCGCGGCAGAGAGGCCAACCACGGAACGCUUCAUCACGGCACCGCAGUUCUAAUCUAAUGGUGCGUUGUUCGCGGGAGGCCUGAUUUUUGCUCGAUGUACCAUAUCACUCUAUUCUUAUUCCUAUUCCUAUUCCCAUAAUAGCCGGAGUUGUGCUGUUGUGCGGUGUGUUGUGUGGUGUUUCACAUCUUGCUGGACCAAGCUUUCAUCUCUUGAAUAUCAUUUCACACACGCCGAGGGCGAGGGCGAGGGCGAGGGCGAGGUCGAAGGUGAAAUGGGAGCUGGUAAUCUCUUUUGUAUCGAAAACCCCCUCUCUAGGGCAGGAACUUUAAAAAGUACCUCACUCAUCUGAGGUGCUCGAAUAGAAUUUGGUUGGGAACCUGGAGUUUCAUUGCUCGAUGGAUGGAUGCAUGGAUGGUUAGAUGAAUAGAUGGGGACAGACUGACAGACAGACAGACAGACAGAUGGAUGGAUGUAGUUAUUUACCCUCCGGUGGUGGUGGUUCGGGAUUUGCGAUUGUCAAUGUGAGUCAGUGUCAAUGUCAACGAUGGGCGUGUAGGACAUACAUAUAGAUGUUACAUGGGGGGGCCGGGCGAUAUGGAGCACGAGCAAAUCCCUCAACUCAAUCAUGAUUCAUACGCGUAUACACACACACC